Molecule: messenger RNA, 3744 nt
Organism: Ziziphus jujuba (common jujube)
Lineage: Eukaryota; Viridiplantae; Streptophyta; Magnoliopsida; Rosales; Rhamnaceae
Product: probable LRR receptor-like serine/threonine-protein kinase At1g53430
Exons: 28
Coding region: 150-3383 (1077 amino acids)
Biological process (GO): protein phosphorylation
Molecular function (GO): protein binding; ATP binding; protein kinase activity
Source: RefSeq, a predicted model, not a curated record
UAUGGUUAUUGGUUUCUUUUGGAUGAAAAAGUAGUCAAGAAUAAACAGAAAGGACAAGGGAGGGCUCCUUUUUCAUUCUAUAGAAGAAGGAGUGCUAAUUGCUAAGCCGAUAAUCACCCACUCACUGGUACUAACUAUUUUCUCUGAAGAUGAGUAGUGAACCUUCUCUCUGGCGUUUGGAGAAAUUUAUUUUUCUACUCUACUACUCCCUUCUUUGGCUGCUAAGUUCCCAACUGAUCAAGUUUCAGAUUGUCGCUGAUCAACUCUUGCCUGAUGAUGAAGUGCUCGCUUUGAACGUAAUAGCAGACAAGUUGGAGUUAAAAUCAGUACCAUAUUUUACCGAUCAAUUUUGCAACAGGAGUGCCUCUCUUUAUGAUGUGGGCAUAUAUUGCAACUGCUCGUACCAGAAGUCCACCGUUUGCCACAUCGAGGACAUUUCAUUGAGCAAUAGGGGUUUGACCGGAAUAAUACCCGAGGAAUUGGCCAAGCUUACAUAUCUACAAACACUAGUUCUUUCUGACAACAAACUUUAUGGUGUUAUACCUGCUAGCUUGGGGAAGUUGCAGUUUCUCUACAAAGUGGAUCUUUCAAAUAAUCUAUUGACCGGGCAUAUACCAGAUAACCUUGGGAAAUUGAAUCCUCAAAUUUCCAACAUGUCCGAGAACGUCGGUUGUGCGAGUGGGACAUACCAAAGACAAUGUUACCGCAGCUCUCCCGACACUGUUGGCACCAUGAUAUGCGCUUUUUUCACCUUGGAUCUCUCAAUGAACCAGCUCAAUGGGCCAAUACCAGAUAGCCUCGGAAACAUACGAGUGAAUGAAAAUUCGGGGGUGAAUCCUUCCUGCUCAUCCUUGUCUAUUUCUUUGUCAAACAAUCGAUUGAGUGGAAGCAUACCAGCAACUUUUGGGAAUUUGAAGCUCCUUUCAUCACUGAAAUUGGGAGAGAACAACCUCACUGGUACUCUUCCAGACACACUUGGAAAUUUGAAAUCGCUAUCAUCCCUCUGGUUGCAAUCCAAUUAUUUCACAGGUGAUUUGCCAGAGAGUUAUGCCAAUCUUUCAGGCCUCUAUUCCUUUUCAAUAUCCGGGAAUUUUUUGUCAGGUCCUUUUCCCAACUUCAUAAAGAGUUGGACUUCUAUCCGUACUCUCUCACUCUAUGGAAACAACUUUAACGGCAGUAUAUCACCAGAAAUUUUUAAGUUGCCAAAUCUAGCUAAUCUGAUGAUAAGUGAUGUAAGCAAUACUUCUUUCCAAUUCCCAAAAGAAGCAAAGUCAUCCUACAUGACUAAUUUGAUUAUGAGAAACUGCUCGAUCACCGAUGAAAUUCCUAAUUACCUUUUCACUAUGUCAUCAUUAAAAUACUUAGACUUGAGCUUCAACAACUUAACUGGGAGAAUUCCAGAUUCUUCGACCAAUUUAAGUUUAACCUACAUGUCUUUUGCGAAUAAUAAGCUUGAUGGGAAAAUCCCAGCUUGGAUCGGUGCAGCUCGACGGAUUAAGAUAGAUCUUUCCAACAACAGCUUUUCAACUUUAGGCUUCCAAUUACCGAGCAAGGGAGAUUUGAACUUGUUUAACUGCUGCAAGCCUUCAUCAACUGCUCCAACUAUGACUUCUUUGAAUCAAAUGAUAGAGAAAAGAUGUCCUGGAGGAAAACCUACGAACCAUUCAUUGUUCAUAAAUUGUGGUGGUGAGGAAACAAGUAUUGAUGGGAAUCACUAUGACAGUGAUAACGAAACAUCACAAUUUCAUGUAAGCCGAAAAGGAAACUGGGCUUAUAGCAAUUCAGGAGGCUUCUUAUCAACAAGUGUGAAUUCCAGUGAGUACAUUCGAAGGGUGAAAUGUGGAAUUUCUGUAGCUCAGGCACCUCUAUAUGAAAAGGCUCGCCUCUCUCCCACCUCUUUAAAGUAUUAUGGAUUUUGUUUACGCAAAGGAAGUUACAAUGUGACACUUCAUUUUGCUGAAAUUGUUUAUGCCGAAGAUGAAGACUUGAGCAGUUCAAUGAAACGUAUUUUCGAUGUCUAUAUUCAGGGUGAGAGGCAACUAACAGAUUUCAACAUCCAAGACAGUGCAAGAGGUCCAAAUAAAAACAUAGCAAUAACAAACCUCACAGCAAAUGUUACUAAUGAUAGUGUAUUGGAAAUCCACUUGUACUGGACUGGUAAAGGUUCCCCCGCAGAUUCACCACAGUUUAAUGGGCCUCUCAUAUCAGCUAUCGCUGUAACUCCUGAGUUCCCAAUUGAAGACGAUAAGGGACUAUCUCCUGCACAUAUUUCACUGAUUACAGUGGCUUCAAUAGUAUUUGCCGGGCUGCUUUUGUUGGCUUUGGCUUGGGCAAUGGGCUGCUUUGGAAAAGAAGAGCUUCAUGAAAUAAAUGUAGGCUUAGAGAAGCCUGUCACCCUCAAACAAUUAAAAGAUGCCACUCGAAAAUUCAGCAAAGAAAUGGAGAUUGGUCAUGGGAGUUUUGGGAUAGUGUAUAGGGCUGAAGUGCAGCCAAAAUAUAAUGUAGCCGUGAAGAGGUUUUUUACUAAUUCGAUAGAAGGAAUCAACAAAUUGAAAAGUGAAUUUUAUAAUACCUUGCAAAAAUUGAAACAUGAAAAUCUGGUUCGACUGUUCGAUGUCUAUGUUGGAAAGGGCAUGCAUUUGCUCAUAUACGAAUAUAUGGAAAACAGAUCCCUUCAAGAUGUCUUGUUUGGUGAAUCAAAUGGCAGGAUCACACUUGACUGGAAAGACAGAUAUAAAAUAUGCUUGGGAAUCGCGAGUGGUUUGAAGUACCUACAUGAUGAGCUUCCUAAGGGACCUAGAUUCAAGAUGGUUCAUAGGGGUAUUAAACCUUCUAACAUCCUUCUUGAUGGUAAUCUAAACGCCAAAAUAUCAGAUUUUGGAAAUUCAGUCCUUUAUGCUGAAGAUUACCAAGAGAACCAAUUUAAGGUCAUGAAAGAAGAAGCAUCACACGGGUAUAUGGCGCCUGAGUACCUAAUGUUUGGAGCCAUAUCAUGCAAAUAUGAUGUUUAUGGUUAUGGGGUUGUUAUACUCGAAAUUGUUUGUGGGAGGAGAAAUGCAGGACAAAAAUUAAACCAGGAGCAGCUUGACUUUCUUGUAGAGGAGGUUGUUCUUGCAGAAUCAGAAGGAAGGCUCCACGAGAUGGUGGAUAAAAAUUUGUUGGUGUAUGAUGAAACAGAAGCCAUGAAAAUUUUGAAGUUGGCAGUGAAGUGCACCAAUAUAUCCGCCAGUUUCAGGCCCACAAUGUCUGAAGUUGUGAGUGUUUUGAAAGGUGAGAAAACCAUUGACGAUAUUUGGAAGCCUGCCUCCACCCAGAUUCUUUGCCAAAACUGUUUCAAAUCUCUACAUGAAGAUGAUGGUGUUGGAGAUCAACAGCACGCUUAGCUUCUCUGGUGAUUGAUGUGCAAUGAAAGUGUCUGUUGCAUGUGUCGCUAUUAUAUAUUUCAUGUAAGAAAGUGUAAAAUUCACUACCACUACUGAUGAUGUGCGAAACUGCAGUGUCAAAAAAUAGAGAAUGUUUUUGUGAAAGUUUAAAAAGAUAUAUAGGAAGUGUGAACAAAUUAUGCAAGAGAGACCGGAGCUGAAGUAAUUAGAGACAGAAAGUGAAGUGAGGUCCAUUUGGUGCCCUUGCUUGUAUUGUAAGUGCAUGCUAGUAAGUAAAAAGCUAGUGAGUUGAAUUAGAAUCUUUCUCAUUGAAAUGUACAAUUACCACAUAUAUGGCAUGCUUUCUUGAUCGUUUAUGUUU